This is a messenger RNA of Trifolium pratense (red clover), 837 nucleotides long. RefSeq names its product olee1-like protein. The transcript has 2 exons. Bases 43 to 552 code for a protein of 169 amino acids. The record is from RefSeq and is a predicted model, not a curated record. Lineage: Eukaryota; Viridiplantae; Streptophyta; Magnoliopsida; Fabales; Fabaceae.
AACAUUAAUUAUCAUACAUUCAUAACAACAAUAUCAAGAACAAUGGCAAAGUCUACAAUCAUCCUUAUCUCCACCCUUUGCUUUUUAUCCUUCUUUGGUUCGGUUUAUUCUCACAGUGACCGCUUCUUUGUCGAGGGCGUUGUUUACUGUGACACAUGCCGCACCCAAUUCAUCACUAAAUUGACCGAGUUCUUGGAAGGUGCAACCGUUCGCGUCGAAUGCAAAGAAGAAAAUGGAACACUAACAUUCAGCAAAGAGGUAGUAACAGGACAUGGAGGAUCAUACAAAGUUGAGAUUGAUGGAGACCAUGAAGAUGAGAUUUGUCAAGUUGUACUUUUGAAGAGUCCAAGAAAGGAUUGUUCAGAAGUUGACACAGAUUCUCACUUAGAACAAGCAGCUAGAAUCAGUGUCACAAACAACAAUGGAAUUGUGUCCCCUAUUCGUACCACUAACCCUCUUGGUUUCCUUAAGAAAGAGCGUCUUCCAGGUUGUCUUGAAAUUUUCAAGGAACUUGGAAUCAAUGAAGAUGGUACUACGGCCGAUGAUGAUUAAAUUAAUUAUAGCUUAUUAAUUAAGGAGGGCUUGGGUAGCUUAAUUAAUCUUUUGCUUUUCCCCCAUUAAUUUUUAUUGUUAUGUAAUAAUGAAAUACACUACAAGAAAAAAGGUUUUUGGCAGCCACAAAUUGAAGUGAAAGAAAUGGUCACAAGAAAGGGGGGUUUGAAUUGUGACCCUUUAAAAAAUUUAAUCUUGCACUACAAAAUUGAUCUCAAUGUAUACUUGGAUAAAUGUUAGUGAAAUAAAAAACAGCUUAUUAAGAGAAUGUUCUUUGCUGUGUUC